CUUUCUAGCCCCAGCACAACAGUCCACAGUCUAUAUAAAAGCUCUAGAAGAUACCAUGCACCGAUGCUUUAUGGCAGCAAUACAAUUCGAACACCAACAGGUUUUGGCUUGUUUCACCUCCAGUGAAAAAGUCGCUAGUUGGUGUUCAGUUUCACUCUUCCCUCCUCUUUCUUCCCAGCUGCCUUUGAGCAUGGCUGCCGCAGAGAGCUGCUGACCAGUCGGACCAGUUUUCAACGCCGUGGCCUAAUUACCGCAUUGGCUUAAGGGAGUUUGCAUAGUUUAAAAGCUGCUUUUCAGAUGGUUUCCCUUCAUGGAACGGAGAGACGCAAAAGUGGGAUGUGUUGUAAAUCUUGAUGGGCAUUGGUCUCCGCACAAGGACAACAAGACAUCGCCACAGGCGUGAGUCUUCCACGAGUGCAACAUGUUCUCCUCUGCGACCCCCUACAAGAACCAGCACUACGCUGAGCUCAAGAAGGAAUGCAUCAAGAGUAAAAAACUCUUUGAAGACCCAGAGUUUCCAGCCAUAGAUUCGUCUCUGUAUUUCCGGAAACCACCGCGUGGUACUACGCAAUGGAAACGUCCUGGGGAGAUCAGCAAUGACCCACACCUGUUUGUGGAGGGCGUCAGCUCCCAUGACUUGAACCAAGGCUCAGUGGGGAACUGCUGGUUUGUGGCUGCCUGCUCGUGCUUGGCCCUGAAACCUAACCUGUGGGGAAAGGUCAUUCCGGACUGGAAGGAGCAGGAGUGGGACUCUAAACACCCGGAGGAAUAUGCAGGAAUCUUUCACUUUCAGUUUUGGGUGUUUGGCAAGUGGGUGGAUGUUGUGGUGGAUGACCGCCUUCCUACAAUAAACGGAGAACUCAUCUACUGUCACUCCAAAGACAACAAUGAAUACUGGAGUGCUCUGUUGGAGAAGGCCUACGCCAAGCUCUCUGGCUGCUAUGAGUCUCUGGAGGGGGGCAACACUGGAGACGCCGUGGUGGACUUCAGUGGAGCUGUGUCUGAGGCUAUCAACCUGGAGGCCGAGGCUUACUACAAGGACCAGAAGAAGCUAGACCAUCUCCUUGAAGACUUACUGAAGGUGUACGACCGAGGUGGCAUCAUAAGCUCCUCCAUUAAGGCGGAACCUCAUGAAAUCGAGCUCAAAAUGGCUAAUGGGUUGGUGAAAGGUCACGCGUACUCUGUGACGGCAGUAAAGAAGGUGCGUCUGGGUCACGGGCUGAUAGCCUACUUCAAGAAUGACACCAUCCCGAUGAUCCGCAUGAGGAAUCCAUGGGGAAAGACGGAGUGGAAUGGAGCCUGGAGUGACAGUUCUGAGGAAUGGUCAAAAGUCGGCGACACGGAAAGGGGCAACCUGGGUAUCACAGUGGAAGAUGAUGGCGAGUUCUGGAUGUCUUUCACAGACUGGUGCAAGUACUUCACAGAUGCCGACGUUUGCCGUCUCAUCAACACGUCUGUGUUGAGCCUCCAUAAGACCUGGCAUGAAGUGGUGCACUUUGGGAGCUGGACCAAGCAAGCGGAGCCUCUCUUGAACCGCUGUGGUGGCUGUGCAAACCAUAAGCAGACCUUCCUGCAGAACCCACAGUUCAUGUUCGACGUCACAAAGGAGGCCGACGAGGUCCUCAUCUCCUUACAACAGCGAGAUAUGAAAAUCCACAGGAAGAUCGGACAAGGGGAGAAUAUCACAAUCGGCUUCAGCAUCUUUAAGGUGGAACUAAACAGGAAGUACAGACUGCACGACAUCCUGACCCAGAAGCUCGUGCAGACGUCCACAUACAUCAACGCCCGUACGGUCUUCAUGCGAUGCACGCUGCAGCAGGGCCGCUAUGUCAUCCUGCCCACCACUUUCAAACCGUACACUCUGGGGGACUACAUGAUCCGACUCUUCACCGACGUGGACUCGAGCUGCCGGGAGCUGACUGAAGAUAAGCCCAGGGUGAGAUGUUGGAGUUCUUUCCUGGGAUACCCACAGGCCGUGACCCACGUGUAUGUGCACUCUGCUGAGGGUCUGCAGAACCAGGACAGUACAGGCGGUGCAGACCCUUACGUGAUCAUCAGCUGCGAAGGCCGCUCUGUAAAGUCUCCCAUCCUGAAGGACACUUUGACACCGGAGUUUGCAACCAGCGGUGUUUUCUACAGGAAGAAGCCCAGGAAGCCUCUAACUGUACAGAUCUGGAACAGUAACGCAGUACAGGACCAGUUCAUGGGCCAAGUGAUGCUUUCCGCUUCCACGAAGGACACCGCUGAUCCCCAGAGGCUGCAGCUGAGGAAACAAGGCCACAACAUGGCCGAUGAGAUGCCGGGGAGCGUCACUCUAAGGGUCGUCACUUCCUCUCAACUCACCGCCAUGUGAGGGCUCGCCCAUCGACUGAACUGUGAAACUAUGACGAGCACAACGUGCCUAUAGCCUCAUGAUGACUAUUUGUAAUGCAGGUAAUAAUAUUGCACAAUAACCUUUUUUUUAUAUAACUCGUAUAUAACUUUUUACAGUGAAUACUAAAUAUUGUAUCACACUAAUAUGUGAGUAAGGCUACAUUCUGAUGUGGUCAAAUUAAUCUUGACUCUCCAGACACAACAUUAGAAGUGCACUUGUAUCCGAUAGUAUUGCCUCUAUUUUGUUUGCCGUUUGCAGUGCACUGCAUCAUACUGAGGGCUAAUACCUCACUACAAUAACAUGGAACUAAGCAUUAUUACUAAGGGUUGCUCAAGCCGAUAAAGAUGUAAGAUAUCCGUUUGAUAUCAGCAAAAAUACAAUUGUUGUAUUAUAUUGGCUCCCAUAUAAGUGCCGAAACAAUCAUGUCAAACACACAAGCUAGACAUACUAAGUAAAUGUCCUUAACUGAACAAUAUUCCAGUCUAAAACAUGACAUUUGUAAAUACAAACAAGUCUCAAAUAAUAAUAGUUGUAUUUAAGGUCUCCAAUGAAGAAGCAUAUUAGAAAGUGUCCAGCAACAAACGGUCCCACUGUGAUGAGUUUAAGUUUUGUUGCCCACUGUGAUGAGUUAAAGUUAAGUAAUUUUUGUGGCCACUAGGUGCCGACAAAUACAUUUACCACUCCACUUCAAUUUAAAGGCCUACUGAAAUGAGAUUUUCUUAUGUAAACAGGGAUAGCAGGUCCAUUCUAUGUGUCAUACUUGAUCAUUUCGCGAUUUUGCCAUAUUUUUGCUGAACGGAUUUAGUAGAGAACAUCGACGAUAAUGUUCGCAACUUUUAGUCGCUAAUAGAAAAGCCCUGCCUUUACCAGAAGUCGCAGACGAUGACGUCACCCGUUGAGGGCUCCUCACAUCCUCACAGUUUUUAAUGGGAGCCUUCAACAAAAAGAGCUAUUCAGACUGAGAAAACGACAGUUUCCCCAUUAAUUUGAGCGAGGAUGAAAGGUUCGUGUUUGAGGAUAUUGAUAGCAAAGGACGAUAAAAAAAAUAAGUAAUCAAGUUUUUAAAAAAAACGCGAUUGCAUUGGGACAGACUCAGAUGUUUUUAGACACAUUUACUAGGAUAAUUCUGGGAAAUCCCUUAUCUUUCUAUUGGGAUGCUAGUGUUUUAGUGAGUUUAAUAUUACCUGAUAGUCGGAGGGGUUUGUCCACGGGUGUCUUGAGGCCAGUGUCUGAUGGAAAUCGACAGCAGUUGUAUGAAUAGCACAAGCUCAGCUGAUCUCCGGUAAGUGGCAACUUUUUACCACAAUUUUCUCACCGAAAACUGCUGGUUGACAUUUGGUCGGGAUCCAUGUUCGCUUGACCGCUCUGAUCCAUAGGAAAGCUUCACCUCCGGGAAUUUUAAACAAGGAAUCACCGUGUGUUUGUGUGGCUAAAGGCUAAAGCUUCCCAACUCCAUCUUUCUACUUUGACUUCUCCAUUAUUAAUUGAACAAAUUGCAAAAGAUUCAGCAACACAGAUGUCCAAAAUACUGUGUAAUUAUGCGGUUAAAGCAGACUACUUUUAGCUGUGUGUGUGCGCAGCGCUACUAUUUCCUAACAGUCUGUGACGUAACGCGUAUACGUCAUCAUUCCGCAACGUUUUCAACAAGAAACUCCCGGGAAAUUUAAAAUUGCAAUUUAGUAAACUAAAAAGGCUGUAUUAGCAUGUGUUGCAAUGUUAAUAUUUCAUCAUUGAUAUAUAAACUAUCAGACUGCGUGGUGGGUAGUAGUGGGUUUCAGUAGGCCUUUAAAUAAAACAUAAGCCAGCUAGUAAUAAGCAGUUUAGUGUUAUUUCUUAGUAAUUGCACAUUAUCAAGCAUUUUCAACAUUCUUCACUUCAAGUAAAGUAUUAUGUAAAGUAUGUAUGAUUCAUGCUGCCGUUGUAUAGCAUUAAUAUCGGUACCAGCUCUAAUAUCAGUAUCAUAUUGGAAGCAAAAAAGUUGUAUCGAAACACCCUUCAUCAUUACCGUAAUCAUUUUGACACAGAUCUUGUAAUGGAUCAUCAUCACUUUAGAUUGUGUCCAUGGGUGUGUUGACAACUAGCAUUCUCUGCAGUGAAACAUGUUUCUAAUGAUUUAUCAAUAACCGCCAAAAAUUAAGUGUUUGAAAAAAAAAAUCUUGUUAUGCAAAAUGACAAAUGUCCACCGCAGAGGACGCUGGUCCUCAGGAAGUCAGCCUGCAGCAAAAGUUACAGCACACAGCCUCAACACGUUACAGCGAUGCUCGUUUCCUCCUUUUAUUUCACUCCAGUUCCCAAACUGUGAUGUUUUCUUUUUUUUGUUUUUGUUUACACUCAAGACACAGCCAUGCACAAUUCAAAGUUCAAAAAGUCUAUUGCUUCAACCACAAAAAUACUUUAUGCAAAA
Molecule: messenger RNA, 4778 nt
Organism: Nerophis ophidion (straightnose pipefish)
Lineage: Eukaryota; Metazoa; Chordata; Actinopteri; Syngnathiformes; Syngnathidae
Product: calpain-5-like
Exons: 13
Coding region: 422-2353 (643 amino acids)
Biological process (GO): proteolysis
Cellular component (GO): cytoplasm
Molecular function (GO): calcium-dependent cysteine-type endopeptidase activity
Source: RefSeq, a predicted model, not a curated record